Messenger RNA from Apis florea (little honeybee), 4041 nucleotides. RefSeq names its product zinc finger protein castor homolog 1. The record is from RefSeq and is a predicted model, not a curated record. Gene Ontology annotation, cellular component: nucleus. Lineage: Eukaryota; Metazoa; Arthropoda; Insecta; Hymenoptera; Apidae. Gene Ontology annotation, molecular function: DNA-binding transcription factor activity, RNA polymerase II-specific; RNA polymerase II transcription regulatory region sequence-specific DNA binding. Gene Ontology annotation, biological process: positive regulation of transcription by RNA polymerase II; regulation of neuron differentiation.
CCCCAAGAGUAAUCCUCACCUCUUCUCUUUGGUUUCUGAUUUCAGCAUUAUUGAGACAAAGCAUGUCUCCGGUUGCGGACACCUUGAUCGGUAGCUCGAAAAGCUCCGUGUCACAACCAAUAAUCGAUUACUCCCGAUACGUGAGGCGGUACACGUCGGGUCAAGAAUGCGGUAGCUCGUAUUGUAAGGAGCUCGGUUGCCGAGAGCAUUUUCACUGUCUGGAUUGCAGUGGUAGGGUCUUUGUGAAAAAGGAGGAAAUGAUCAGGCAUUUCAAGUGGCACAAAAAGAGGGACGAAUCUUUGCAGCACGGCUUCAUGAGGUAUUCGCCGACGGAUGAUUGCUCGGAGAGACAUCCGGGCCGUGCCUGCCCCCACAAUAGAAAACAGACGCACUACCACUGUAUCCACGAGAAUUGCGAUAAAGUUUACAUAUCGACGUCGGACGUGCAGAUGCACGCCAAUUACCAUCGCAAGGAUUCGGCUAUCAUACAAGAGGGUUUCCAGAGAUUUCGAGCUACCGAGAGCUGUGCUACCGAUCACUGUCCCUUCGUUGGCCAGCGGACCACGCACUUCCAUUGUCGGCGACCAGGUUGCCGGUUCACCUUCAAGAACAAGGCUGACAUGGACAAGCACAAAUCGUACCACAUCAAGGACGAGCAAUUGUCCCGCGAUGGGUUCAAGAAAUUCAUGAAGUCCGAGGCGUGUCCCUUCGAGCAAUGCCGUUUCUCGCGCGUGUGCAAUCACAUACACUGCAUACGACCGCACUGUAGCUACGUUCUUCACUCGUCGGGCCAAUUGUUCUCCCAUAAACGAAAACACGAGCGGCACGAGACCGAGUUGGCGUACAGAAAGUACAAGCAGAUCAACGCGGUCGGCGGUAUCCGGCCGCCAGGCUCCUGGCCGCCCGACGAUCUCACCACGCAAAGUCUCUCCCUCAGCUUGAACGGCGAAAGUUCGAACGAGGACAGGGGCUCCCCCUCCUACUAUUCCCUCGACGAUUCGUUUCAAAGCGGUAGCGAUCUAGCGAUAGAUCUCACCGCGCCAACGACCACGGUCACCGCCGGUGGAAGUUCCACGGCGGUGACCAUCGACCAACAACAGCAGCAACAACAGCAACAGAGUCAACAACAGCUUACCGCCAUGGAAUUGGCGUACCUGGUACCAGGUACGGCCGAUUGCCCCUGCCAUCUGGGCAGGGAACAUCAUCAUUGCGGGUUGGACCGUUGCGGGGCACCUCUCAAGGAUCCUCGCGAGGUGAGGGAACACUUGAAGGAGCACGAGACCCAGGAACGCAUCACGGACGCGUUCUUCGAGGAGGGUGGAUGCGACGACAGUUGCCCGUACGCCGACAAGGAGAAGCAUUAUCACUGCAACUGGGAGAAUUGCCGGGAGGUGAUCCUCUCCACGGACAAACCGUUCCGUCGGCUUCAACAUUACAAGAUCCACGAGUACAGCCGGCAAUUGAACCUCUCCUGCUCGUCUCACGCGUUGUCCUCGGACGUGACGUUGACCCAUCUGACCAACAUCGACGCCAUGUUCAGGCGGAAGAGGGGCAGGCCACCGAAGAACAGAGUGAUCGAGAUCUGGUCGGGUGGCGACCCGGCCACGCACACCCACGACUCCCCCCAGGCGAUAUUCACGAGUUUCAAGCUACCGAAACCCCAAACCCCUAGUCUCACGUCGAAUCCUAUGGCCGAGGAUCGGGAGGGGAGCGUGUCGCCCUCGAACAGCCUCGGCGAGCCCGAAGGAUUCUCCACCUAUAAUCCUGACGGAUGUCCGGAUCCGGCUUGCGUGUUGAGAUCGACCAGACACCAUCAUUGCUCCCAGCUUAGGUGCCACUUCUCCACCGACAGGCCCGACCAAUUACUGAUGCACAGCAAAGACUUCCACGAUAACGUCGACAUACCGCCCGGCUUCGCCUUCUUCGAUAAGAUGGUAGAUUGCCGGCUGGUCGGUUGUCACAGUAAUCGCGUUAAUCGCCAUUUCCAUUGCACCAGGCCGAACUGCGGCUACUCGUUCGUCAGAUACUCGACCAUGGCGAUGCACGAGAAACAGCACUGCAAUAGCCACGGCCCGGUUAGCGACAGCCGGUCGAGCGAAUCCUCGUCCAACCAAGAGUGUCAGACCCAUGCUCAACCGAUGGUCCAGGAUUCAACGAAGCCUAGGAUCCAAGUGAAGAAUCCGGCCGAGCUGAUCGAAAAACCGGAGGAGUGUAUGGCGAGCGGUGGUGGUGGUGGUGGUGGUGGUGUUGGUGGUGGUAGUGGUGGUGGUGUUGGUGGUGAUAUCGAGAAUAGAUCGAUGAUGGACGAGAAGGAAUCGGAGAUUCCGAGCCCGGAUGUCAACAAGACGACCGUGGUGAGGGCGGCAGGCACCUAUUAUCCGGUUAGUGGACCGCCGAGUGAACCCGCACUUCCGGGCGUCGUGCUAUCCAUGCGAACUUCCGUGCACCAAGAAUCCCCCGUUCUUCCAUCGACCAGCACGGCCUCGCCUCACACCCUCUACGGACCGGAGCAGAGUUGCAGCAGGCCGUUCUGCAAGUUGAAACGUAAAAACCAUUACCAUUGUAACGCCUGCAAUCAAGCUUUCUCCGAGUUGGAUCGACUGGUGGCCCACAUAGCGAAACAUUCGACAGGUGCCAUCCUCAGCCAGCAGCAGCACGAGCUGGCGGCGGCCGGUGGUGGCGGCGGCGGCCAACCCCCUAAUCAACUGCAGCACGACUACUUGGCCCAAUUGUCGCAGAAGCACGAGUUCAUGGCGCAGAACGCCCAGAUGGCGCAGAAUAUACAGAAUUUCCAGAAUCAGAUGCAACGUCAGAUGCAGCAAAGCCUGCAGAGCCAGAUGAGCCAGCAGAGCCAGCAGCAGGUGGUUAAGGAGGUGGUGAAGAUGGAGCCGGCGAGGUGCGGCUCGGAUGUCGGCGUUCAAAGCGUUCCGAGCGUGAAGAGGGAGCCCGGUGAAAUUUCGCGGGGCGACGAUGGGAACAAUUCGGUGAUGGACGGGAACGAGAACGGCCAAUUGUCCCAGCCGAGCAUGCCGCCCAGCGUUCAACAAUCCCCGGUCCCGGCCAGCUUCGAGCUCGACCUCAGCCACGGUUUCCACUUCCCCAGCCCGGCGGUGAUGGCCGCUAUGAAUCAACAGAUAGCCCUGAUGAACCAAGCCCUGCCACCUUUCCUCCAACACGGCGGCAUGUACACGGGCGGGCCGGGCCUCAUGUUCGCCCCCGGCCUACCGCCCGCCAAUUUUCUACCUCCCGCGAGAGACGAGAACCCGUUGGCCUCGCUCGCGGCCAAUCUCAACUUGAACAAGCGAUCCUUGUCCCCGCCCGACAGCAACUCCCCAGAGGCGAAGAAGCAGAGGCUUCAUCACUCCAUGCGGAUGCUCAAGGACGAACCGGUGCCGGAAGGAUACGUCAGGUUCAGAUUCAACGAGGACUGCAGGUAUCCCCACUGCGGUUACAGGGAGCAUCAAACGCACUUCCACUGCAUGCGUCAAGACUGCGGCUACUCGUUCUGCGACAAGACGCGUUUCGUUCAACACACGGCGAGGCACGAGCGUCUCGACACUUUGAUGGGCGGCGAUUUCCAACAGUACAGGGCAAACGUGCCGUGCGGCAGGGCGCAGUGCGCGUACACGUCCUCGCUGGGCUCGAUGCAGAACAAGGCGUCCCACUUCCAUUGUCUCAAGUGCGACUUCGUUUGCACGGACACGAACAAGGUGGUCGCCCACAGGCGGCAACACGCGAAAUUGGACAGUAUCGCGGCGGCGGGCUUUCAAAAGUUCACGCCGAGCCAACCUUGCGGUGGUGUACAGUGCCAGCAUUCCGGCAAACAGACUCACUAUCAUUGCCUGCAGUGCCAGUACGCCGUCCUCGGCCUGGCCCAGAUGUCCGCUCACAAGUAUCGCCACAUGGACACAUAACGAAAACGUCCCCACGAACAACUGCCAUUUAACUUGGAGAAUGGAGAAACUCAAGAAAGACAAUUUUCUCUUCUAGGUCCCCUUAGACACAUUCCUUAGAGAACGUGGCCCGGAAGGCCCGGAAUCG